Messenger RNA from Aphanomyces invadans, 2484 nucleotides. RefSeq lists its product as hypothetical. Gene Ontology annotation, molecular function: protein binding. The transcript is spliced from 25 exons. Bases 1 to 2484 code for a protein of 827 amino acids. The record is from RefSeq and is a predicted model, not a curated record. NCBI's taxonomy places the organism in Eukaryota, Oomycota, Saprolegniomycetes, Saprolegniales, Verrucalvaceae.
AUGUUUUGGCAGAGUGCAGAGAAGAAGCUGUUUGCCGCUAUUGCCAAAGGCAAGGAGGCCAAGACUCGAAAGUACAUAGCCAAGUGCGACCCGAACAUCGUGAACGAGGACGGUUGGACCCCGUUGCACGCAUCGAGCCACCAUGGCCACGUCGACAUCACAAACUACCUCGUCAACUUGAACAAUGCCGACGUCGACCUCAGAGACGACAAAGGUCGCACGCCGCUCUACUUGGCGAGUGAAGCUGGCCAUGCCCAAGUCGUCCAGCUUCUACUAGAGAGCACGGUCAAAGCAAAGCCGGACAUCGCGACCGACGGAGGCAUGGGGCCAUUGCACGUUGCGUGCUGGCACGGACAUUUGAAAGUCGUCAAGGUCUUGGUUGCCGCAAAGUGCAACAUCAACCUUCCUGCAUGUCUCGGCUCGACGCCGCUCGACAUGGCGGCGUCUCGGGGCCAACUCGACGUCGUACAAUUCCUCGUCCAGAAUAAAGUCAACGUCCUAGCGCUGAACAAUAACGGGUGGACGGCGCUGCACACCGCGAGCUGGUGGGGUCACGUCGACGUCGUGCGGUACCUCAUGCAAAUCUGCGACCCAUCCCAAAAGACACACGCCGGGAAUACCGCGCUGGAUUUGGCUGUCGAACACCGGCGACACGAUGUCGUGAGCGUAUUGCAAGCGAAGGAAGACUCUCAACUCUCCCUCUUUGAUGCGGCAAGGCUCGGACGUGUGUACUUAGUUCGAAAACUCCUGCACACGGCAAGCCAGCUAAACGAGAAUGGAUGGACAGCGUUGCACGUGGCAUGCGCAAACGGUCAUGUGGAUGUCGUCGCGGUGCUCCAUCGAAGCAUCGACAUCAACGCGCAAACCAAGGACGGCGCGACUCCGCUAUAUGUCGCCGCCGGCAAUGGCCACUUGAAUGUGGUGCAGGCGCUCGUCACCAAGCUGGCCGCUGCCGUCUCGCUCGGGCCAGCGAGUGGAUGGACUCCGCUGCACAUUGCAAGCUCCAAGGGAUAUGUCGACGUCGUGCGGUAUCUCGUGACGGUGAUUCCGCUGGAGACCACCACAAAUCACGGGUCGACGGCGCUGCAUCUGGCAGCAGCAUACGGCAAAGCGAACGUCGUGCAAUACUUGUUGUCGAAGCGAGCGCCCGUGGAUGCAGUCGAUAUGAACGGGUGCAGCGCUCUACACGACGCGUGUGCGAACGGUCACGUGGACGUCGUGCAACUCCUACUCGCCAACCACGCCGGGAUGAACCUGCGAAACCAUAACGGCCAGUCGCCACUGUAUCAAGCCGCCCAGCAAGGACGAGUUGGCGUCGUGCGGGCGCUUCUGGACCACAACGCUGCCAUUGGGAUCACCACCAACACCGGAUGGACGGCGUUGCACGACGCGUGCGCCAAUGGCCACUUGGACGUCGUUCAGGUGCUCGUGCCAUUCAUGGACAUCAACGUUCGCACACAUGAUGGUGGGGCCACUCCACUCUAUGUGGCCGCUGGCAACGGCCGCCUCUCGAUCGUAAAGUACCUCCUCGAGCAGCGGGCAAACCCCCUUGUCGCGUCCAAGAUCGGAUGGACGCCACUCCACUCGGCAUGCUACAAUGGUCAUGUCGAUGUUGCCCAAGAACUCGUGGCUUGCAUGGGCGAAGGCCAGCUGAAUUUGGCAACCAAGUCUGGUGCCACACCAGUGUACGUGGCAGCUGGGAACGGCCAACUCGCCGUCGUUCAAUACCUGCUCGGGAGCUUCAAGUCCGCUAUCAGCCUCACGUUUCCAAACGCCACGUCAACCCCCCUCCACCGCGCCGCGGCGAGCGGUCAUGCCGAUGUUGUGUCGUUCUUGGCCGAACACAUGGACAUCAACACCCGCACGUCGGACGGGCAAACGGCCAUGCACAAAGCGGCACAGUACGGCCACGCGCCGGUCGUCGCAGCUCUCAUGCGCUGUGGGAUCAACUACGAGCUCGUUUCGCACUCGGGGUGGAGUCCUCUGCACAGCGCGGCGUGGGGCGGCCACUUGGACGUGGCAAGGCUCCUCGUGAACCACAUCGACGUGGACAUUCAAACGGACGGUGGAGCGACGCCGUUGUACGUGGCCGCAGGGCGCAACCACGACGCGAUGGCAGUGUACCUCCUGGCCAAGAACGCAAACGUAACGUUGCCUACAAAUAUCGGGUGGAGCCCACUGCAUGUGGCGUGUUCUCUCGGGCACUUUCGCGUCGCGCUACAUAUAGCGGAAUAUGUCAACCCUCGGCUGUGCGGCAGCCUUCGGUGGAAUGCGUCCAAGCAAGCGUAUCUGCAUGGGACCGCCGACGUGCGCUGCGCGAUGGAGGCCAAGAUAUCUGCAACCCUCGCCAUGAAACGCAACGUUGUGCCAAAGUACCACAUGCCGACGAAGGAGCUAUUUGACGAUGACGACGAAGAAUGGGAGCGCGGCAGUGAACUGACGACGGAAGGCACAAUGUACUCGCUGGACGAAGAUGGAUUAUGA